CAUUCUGAGCCACCAAAUUUUUAAGGGUGAAACUGAAAGCCAGAUAUUUUUCAAGAACCAAUAUAUAUUCCAUUGGCAUGUCCAUUAUAGCAAAAUUUGCUCUUGACCAAGGAUUGAGCCAGCAUGUUCUAGUAGCAUAUCGCCAUGCCCUUGCAUUCCUUGUGAUUUCUCCUUUUGCGACUUUCUGCAAUAGAAAUCCAAGGCCUAAAAUGACAUUUCCGUUGUUAGUAAGGAUUAUGCUGCUUUCAUUAAUAGAACCUGUCAUGGAUCAGAACUUGUACUUCACUGGGAUGAAGCUCACUACUGCAGCAUUCACAUCCACUUUGUUUAAUGUUGUUCCUGCUUUUGCAUUUCUAUUGGCUUGGACUCUAAAGCUUGAGAAGGUUGACGUUAGGAGAGUGAAUAGCCAGGUAAAGUUAUUCGGAACUGCAGUAACUGUAGGAGGAGCAAUGAUGAUGACUCUUGUGAAAGGAUCAGUGUUAAAUUUGCCUUGGACAGAAGGAGUCUCAUCAGAACAAGAGACCCAAAGUGCUUCAGAUGAUCAUAAUCUCAUUUAUGGUUCUCUGAUGAUAGCAACGUGCUGUGUCUGCUGGACUGUUUUCGUAACCCUUCAAGCAAUUUUACUAAAAUCCUACCCAGAUGAGCUUUCCCUCGCAGCUUGGAUAUGCUUGAUGGGGGCAGUGGAAGGUACAGUGUGCGCACUUGUGAUUGAGUGGAACAAUCCUUCAGCGUGGUCCAUCCACAUGGACUGCAGAUUAUUAGCUGUGGUGUACAGUGGAGUGAUAUGCUCAGGAGUUGCUUAUUAUGUUCAAGGACUGAUCUUGAAGGCAAAAGGACCUAUUUUCCUGACUGCUUUCGGCCCCCUAAGCAUGAUCAUUGUGACAAUCAUGGGCUCAAUUGUUCUAGCAGAAAAAAUCUACACUGCAAGGGUGGUUGGAGCGGCUGUGAUUGUGACUGGGCUGUACAUGGUUUUAUGGGGAAAAGGCAGAGACACUAAGGAAGCAAAAUCAGCAUCUGCAACUGCGACAAACGACUUCAAUUAUCCAGAGAGCAUAGAAUCUGCAGGGGAUGUUUCAAUUAUCUGAAUUUUCGUCGAUUCGAUGGUUGCCAUUAUCAUUAACAUAUUACUAAAUAAGCUCAUAAAUACAGAGAUUCUCAACAGUAUACAAUGGAGAAAGUAUGAAAUUCAUCUUCCUGCUUCAUAUCAACUUACUGAACCAAAGAGAUGUUACUGUC
Molecule: messenger RNA, 1236 nt
Organism: Neltuma alba
Lineage: Eukaryota; Viridiplantae; Streptophyta; Magnoliopsida; Fabales; Fabaceae
Product: WAT1-related protein At2g39510-like
Exons: 8
Coding region: 78-1085 (335 amino acids)
Cellular component (GO): membrane
Molecular function (GO): transmembrane transporter activity
Source: RefSeq, a predicted model, not a curated record